CAAUAAGGGACUUUCCUUUAUAGGUUAGCAAUUCUUUUAGAAGAGCAUUUUGAUCUUAGCUCUCUGUUUCAGGUACCGUGUAAAUUCCAAAAAAUUAUAAAAAAAAAGAAUAAUAUGAAAUGAUUAAAAGAAAAAACGCAUGGUGUGCAGUACCAAGGUGCACAAAAAAUUUUAAUUUAGAAGAACGUUAUUUUUUCCGAUUUCCAAAAGAACAUGAAAGAUGGUUGCAAUGGGUACAAGCAUGUGGAAGGCUGGACUUAGAAUCAAAAGGUCCAGAAUAUGCGUACCAGAAUUGUCGGUUGUGCCAUUUGCAUUUCAACGAAAAAUGGUACAAAAUAAAUAAAAUGAGAGCUCGUCUUCAUCCAGAUGCCAUACCGACAAGGUUUUUUGCAUAUAGGAAAGAAAACAUGAUUGACAUUGAAGACAAAGCAGAAAUACAUAA
Messenger RNA from Trachymyrmex septentrionalis, 442 nucleotides. RefSeq names its product 52 kDa repressor of the inhibitor of the protein kinase-like. Gene Ontology annotation, molecular function: sequence-specific DNA binding. Lineage: Eukaryota; Metazoa; Arthropoda; Insecta; Hymenoptera; Formicidae. The annotation marks the transcript as partial. The transcript has 3 exons. The record is from RefSeq and is a predicted model, not a curated record.